CCCGGUGCCCCACCGCUCAGCAUAAUCGAAUCCUCCCACUGCCAGCUUUCUGCCGAAAUUGAGUGGGAAUAUCAAAUUCAAGAUGCUGACACUUAUAAACCGGCUUUUGGACUGGUUUAAGUCCCUCUUUUGGAAAGAGGAGAUGGAGUUAACCCUGGUUGGACUUCAAUACUCGGGGAAAACGACAUUUGUUAAUGUGAUAGCUUCUGGGCAAUUUAGUGAAGACAUGAUCCCAACAGUCGGAUUCAACAUGAGGAAGGUCACAAAAGGCAACGUUACCAUCAAGAUCUGGGAUAUAGGAGGGCAGCCGAGGUUCAGGAGCAUGUGGGAGCGCUACUGUCGGGGAGUUAACGCAAUUGUAUAUAUGGUGGACGCAGCAGACCAUGAGAAGGUGGAAGCUUCCAGAAAUGAGCUACACAAUUUGUUAGACAAGCCUCAGUUGCAAGGAAUUCCUGUUUUGGUGCUUGGCAACAAAAGAGAUCUCCCCAGUGCUCUAGACGAGAAGCAGCUCAUUGAAAAACUGAACUUGGCAGCUAUUCAAGACAGAGAGAUUUGCUGCUACUCUGUUUCCUGCAAAGAGAAAGACAACAUGGAUAUCACACUGCAGUGGCUCAUCCAACACUCAAAAUCUCAGAGAAACUGAAUGUACCGGAACUGCACCCUCCCAGCUCCAUCUGCCAUAUUACCCUCAUGCCACACCAUGCUCACGCUGAUGUGUAGUUGUCCCUCCCAACUCAGUUGCUGCACUGUGCUGCUUGUGCCUCCCCCCUGUUGUUGUUGUUAUCCCCCCACAACCCCUUGCACUACUAAAAGAUGGUACCCCCUGGUCUAUAUCAUAUUCCAAGGCCCAUGAGUCACAGAAUCGCCGUUGCACCUCCUCCAAGAGGGGCUACUUCAGUGUCCUGAACAGAGCGAUUCAGUCUGCCUUCUGCGUCCUCCAGGCGGCACGGCAGACGUUUCCCAGGUCUGUAAGCCCAAUAGCCCAACUCUAUAACACCAGUGCAGGGUAUGCUAUUGUAGUUGUUCAGCCACUCACUGGGGCCUCUAAUCAAGAUACAUGUUCUCCAGACAGUCCUGUAUGAUGCUAGAAGAAAGUACAUAGACCUGUUUAUAUACAUCAUUGGGACUUCCAGGUUCCCCUCCUGUUUGUCAGAUUGUAACUUUUAUGGCUAUUGCCAAAUCCAAAUGUUUUUAUUUUGAGGACAUUUGUAAUAUUUUUGAAAUGAGAGCAAAGGAAUAAGUAAAUAGCUCAGCAGCCAGGUGUGUACACAUAUCAAGCUGGUAAGAUUUUUACUGACAUGAGCGUAUGAUUAUAUUUGAAAAGUUUGAAUGUACUGAAGGUAAAGCUGUAGUGUUGGUUGUGUGGUUUGUUUUGAAUUUGCCUCAGUGGGAUGAUGUCCUCUGCGGUCUAUGAGAGAGAGAGAGAGCGAGAGAAUUCAAAGUGCCUUGUGUAAUACCUCUCAUCCCUGAAGUAAAGCAGCAUGCAAGGUGUGCUUACCUUUGCAAUAAAACAUGAACACCACUGGGAUAUAUUGCAGAAAUAAAAAGGCAUGCUUUUAAUUUAGACAUUGUACUGUUGUGUUUGCACUCAAAUUGCAAUAUUUGCUGUGGUACACUUUUGAAAAUGAUAGAUAUUAAUGGUGUCAAUUUAUUAUUUUGUAAAUAUGUUAAAUCUGGGUUGAUAAGAAGGGUUGAGCUGUGCUUAGAGUAAGUUUGUAAUAAAAAUUAAGGGAAAUGUU
Molecule: messenger RNA, 1739 nt
Organism: Oncorhynchus tshawytscha (Chinook salmon)
Lineage: Eukaryota; Metazoa; Chordata; Actinopteri; Salmoniformes; Salmonidae
Product: ADP-ribosylation factor-like protein 8B-A
Exons: 7
Coding region: 83-643 (186 amino acids)
Biological process (GO): protein transport; anterograde axonal transport
Cellular component (GO): lysosomal membrane
Molecular function (GO): GTP binding; GTPase activity
Source: RefSeq, a predicted model, not a curated record